UAUGGUAAGUAUACUAAUAUUAGUGUAUAGUUCAAAUACAACUAGAAAAACUUCUCCAGUUUAUUCUACAAAAUCAACACCUGAUGUAAAUUUUGAUUAUCCAGUACAAGAUUGGAAUUCUAAUCUUACUCAUUCGCUUAAUAUAUCAAAAGAUAAUCUGAACAUCACUGACUUGGUAUCAAAUACUACUGUUCAAGUUAAAACUGAUAAAAAACAAACAAAUUUAAUAUCAAUUCACAUGACUGACUUUCAAAUUUAUGUUAAAGAUUCAAAAGGUCAUUGUUAUGAAAUAAUUAAUGUAUUGGAGAAUAAUCCUGAAAUAUGUCAGUUGAAUAUCUCAUCUAUUAAGUCAGUUAGUUGCGGUGCAGCACAUACCCUUCUCCUCGAUGAAGAUGGUGUUGUUUACUCGUUUGGAGAUGGAAGUCGAGGUCAAUUGGGUAACGGAACGACAGAAACGUCAACAAAUCCUGACAAGAUCCCUGCUUUAAUGGGUAUAGAUAUAAAAGCAAUUUCAGCAGGAAGUUGGCAUUCGGCAGUUAUCACAUCCACUGAUGACUUAUACACGUGGGGAUGGAAUGAUAAAGGCCAGUUGGGAUUUCCGUCAAAAAAAAAUAAACAUAACCACAAAGAGGAAGAAGUUGUUAAUAUAUUAUGUACACCUCAUUGGUUAGAUAUACCUGAAGAGGAAUAUAUAAACAACAUUUGUUGCGGUUCUCAACAUACAAUUGCAUUAACCGGAUCUGGAAGAAUCUACGGUUGGGGUUUGAAUAAAUACGGACAAUUAGGAUUUAAUGCAGAAUCAGAUUUUGUAGAUAAACCGACUGAAUUGAUAUUCUUUAGAGAAGAAGAACUAAAAAUUAUUAACAUAUUUGCACGUCAUUGGACAACUAUAAUAUUAACUGAAUAA
Molecule: messenger RNA, 907 nt
Organism: Dimorphilus gyrociliatus
Lineage: Eukaryota; Metazoa; Annelida; Polychaeta; Dinophilidae
Source: the annotation of a GenBank genome assembly